AUGUAUCCAGGUACUGACGGGAAGGCUCAAUCUCCAGACCUCCAGCACAAUGUCUUCCUCCUCACGUUUGGCAACAGACUCGGUCUCGCGCCGCCGUGCCAGAAGGGGGCCGAAGUCCCUGGCAGGGUCCUCGAUGUUGGAACAGGGACAGGGAUAUGGGCUAUCGACUUUGGUGAUGAGCAUCCCGAAGCUGAGGUUCUUGGGAUUGAUCUUUCGCCUAAUCAACCUACGUUCCUUCCGCCAAACGUCGACUUUGAAGUAGACGAUAUUGAAGAGGAGUGGGUGUUUGACGAGCCGUUUGACUACAUACACAGUCGCCUCAUGACUUCCAGCAUCGCAGACUGGAAGGAGCCACAAGUCCAGAUCUUCUUACACUCUCGCAACAGCAACCUCACACCGGGAGGCUACCUAGAACUCCAAGAAGUCGACGUAGGCCCCUCAUGCGACGACGGCACCCUCGAUCCCACGACCUCGGCGCUGGCGCGGUACUGUGCCCUCCUACACGACGCCUCGGUGAUGCUGGGCCGGCCCUACCAGGAGAUCCCCAAGCUCGCCGACCUGAUGCGCGAUCCGGAGGUCGGGUUCGUGGACGUCGAGGUCCGCGUGUUCAAGUGGCCCACCAACGGGUGGCCUGCCGCGGACACGGAGGAAGGGAGGAGGUUGAAGGAGCUCGGGGUAUGGAGCGGGGAGAAUAUCGUGGCUGGGCUCCAGGGAUUUGCGAUGGCGCCGUUUACGAGGGCGUUUGGGUGGUCUAAGGAGGAUGUUGAUACGUUUUUGGUGGGUGUCAGGAAUGAGAUGAGGGAUGAGAGUAUUCAUGCUUACGGGCUUGUGUAUUCCAUUGUUGGAAGGAAGCCGCUGCAGUAA
Messenger RNA from Colletotrichum acutatum, 864 nucleotides. RefSeq names its product S-adenosyl-L-methionine-dependent methyltransferase. NCBI's taxonomy places the organism in Eukaryota, Fungi, Ascomycota, Sordariomycetes, Glomerellales, Glomerellaceae. Bases 1 to 864 code for a protein of 287 amino acids. The record is from RefSeq and is a predicted model, not a curated record. The transcript has 5 exons.